AUGUCCUCUUCAAAUCCUAGAGGAGGAGGACAAUCAUCAUCUUCAUCGCGGUAUAAUAAUGAUUAUAUAGAUUAUGGGAAAACUCGAAGGAAAAAUUUUUAUUCAUCAUCAACUAUAGCAGCUUCUGCUAAUUCGUCAAAUUCAAAUUUAAAUUCUAAUGCAAAUAUAAAUUCAUCAAAUGAAACUAAUUCAUCAACUGUGCCGAAUUUGUCACGACGAGAUUUCAAAAGUAAUGGACCCGGUUCUUCAUCAUUAACACAUCUGAAAGAUUCACAAUCAAAUAAUACCAAUAGAAAUUCAUCAUCAUCAUAUACGUCAAAUUAUUAUUCAAAUUCUUAUGGAGGAAAUUAUGAUAAUUCAUAUUAUAAUAAUAGGUCAGACAAUUGGAGAAAAAAUACAAAUAAAGCUGGAGAUUCACGACUAUCUAUGUCAAGUCAUAAACCUACAUUAUCUGCAUCAUCAUCUACAUCAACAACAUCAUCUGCAUCAUUAUUAUCAUCCACAAAUAAUUAUAGAAAUGGGAAUGUAGAUUAUCGAAAAGAUCGUUAUGAUUCUUACAGCACUCCAGAUACAAGUAAAUGGAAAAGAAAUUCAUUGUCAUCAUCAACAAGAUUUUCAGCAAAGGAUAGAAUACGAAAUGGUAAGACUUCAUUAAGUUCAUCAUAUACUUCAGGAAGUAAUAAUAUACCUUUGGGCUCAUCAACAUCUAAUACAGAAACUUAUAGGUCUUCAAACUUUAAUGGAGAUCCUUAUUAUUCAUCAUCAAAAUCUUAUGGGUCAUAUUAUUCAAAGCCAAUAGACAGAUACUCUUCAUUAUCACAACUGAAACUACCGUAUUCGAAACCAAGAGAUAAAUACAAAUAUUCAAAUUAUGGCAAAAGUACAUUAAUAAAUCCAAUCGAGAAAAGCGCCAAAGAGCCUGAAAAUGAGGAAAACGGAGAGCAAGAGCAAGAGGAAGGAGAAGAGGACGAGGAUGAUGAAGAUCAAGAUGAAGAUCAAGAUGAAGACCAGGACAAUCAGGAUGAAGAACUUCGAGAGGAUCAAGAGAAAGAAGAGAAAGAAGAGAAAUUAAUUGGAGAUUUAAGCGUUAAAGAGGAGAACGAAGGAAAAUUGCACUAUUCAAAAGGUAAUGAUAACGAAGUUGAAGUAAAAGAAGAAGAGGAAUAUGAAGAAGAAUAUGAAAAAAACAUAGAAGAUUCAGACUUCAAAGUAAAAUCAGCCAAAACACCACCAAUUUCAAUACCUAUCAAACAAGAAGAUAAAUUUGAUACAGUUAAAGAAGACACUGGACCACAACUAGAAGGGACAUAUAGAUAUCCAUUACCAAAAUUGCAACAACAGUAUGAGGAUUUAGAAGCGCAAUUUUUGAUUGAAACUCCACAAUUAAAAUACAAGAAAGAAACUCCAAUCUUAUCCUUCUCAGAAUAUCCAUUUUUUAUCAAUAAUUAUAUGAAUUUUAAAUUAAGAAGAAAAAAAUUAGUUAAACAACUUCAAGACAAGGAUAAGCACUUACGAAUAAAAACGCUAAAUCUAUGGCAUUUAUACAACAAAGGUUUAAAAAAAUCCAAUAUUGAAAGAGCAAAAAUGGAUCAACAACUUCGUAUAAUUCAUCCAUUUGAUGACGAAAUGAGAAAAGAAAUUGACUCAAGUGAUUUAAAGAAACAGAAUCAGCAAUUUCCCACUGGUGCAAACAAUAAUGCCUCUCCAGUUUUAGAGCUGCCAGUAGCGGUAUCAAACAGACGAAGUAGUAGAAGACAUGGUGAUUUAGUUACAACUGAGGCAGAAUUCCAAGAAAUCUUACUCACAUUGGGUCAAGAACAAGAUAAUCCAUUAGAAAAAGCUCAAAGAGUUGCUGCAGAUAUUCCAGAUUUAAUUUUAGAUCCAAUUGAUAAAAAUGAAUUGAAAUUUAUGGAUUCAAAUAAUAUAGUUAAAGAUAAAAUUGAAUGGAGUCAAAGGGUCAAAUCUGAUUUUUAUAAUACUUUUUCUGAAAGAGAACAUGAAUUAUUUAGUGAAGCCUUUUGUUUAUUUCCUAAAAGAUUUGGUGCAAUUUCAAGAUAUAUGGGUAGUUUAAGAACAGCUUCUGAUUGUGUUGUCCAUUAUUAUAUGACUAAAAAAACAAUCAAUUAUAAACAGUUAUUAAUACAACAUAGGAAAGCAAGUAAAAAAGGUAGGAAAGUUAAAAAUGGUGGACGUCCAAAAACUACUACUGUUGCAACAAAUAUUACUACUACAAAUGCUUUACAAAAUGAUGAUGCACCAAUUGUAGCACAAGAAAUUGCAAUUACUGGAAAUAAUCAAGAUCAAAUUUCGAUUGAAGGUACACCAAUAGAAUUGGAAACACCCGUAAUUUCUACACCAAUUAUUACAGCAAACAAUAAACCAAUUGCUCAAGAAGUUUUUACAGAAACCAGUAAAAAGAAACGAGCUACUGCUUCUACUGAUAAACCAAAACCUGAAAAAAGGAAACCGAAAACAAAGGAAACAACUAUUGAUGGUAAACCUGUUGAAAAGAAGAAAAGAAAAUCCAAAAAGGCAGAUGGAGAACCAGUUGAGAAAAAGAAAAGAGUUAAAAAAGAACAACCACAAACAACAGAAUAUAUUUUACCAGAAACUAGUAAAAUUUCAGUUGAAAAUUUGACUACACCUGAUCAACAACAAAUAAUGAAUCAAAAUCCUCCACCAAUGCAAACUUUUACUUAUCAACAGCAAACACAACCGCCACAAUCGCAACAAAUCCAAGAAGCUCGCCAACAACAACCUCAACAACCUCAACAAACUUCUCAGCAAACUUCCCAACAACAAUAUGUCCAAAUGCAACAAUACCAGUCUGAAUAUCAAAAUCAACAACAACAACAACAGCAGCAGCAGCAGUAUCAACAACAACAAUAUCAACAAUAUCAACAAUAUGUGCCUCCUCAACAACAAUAUCAGCAAUAUCCUCAACAAUUUCAACAAUACCCACAAUAUCGUACAUCUUCAUCAGUAUUUCCAUCAAUCAGAAAUUUAAUAGUAGACCAACCUCAGCAACAGCAGCAACAACAGACACAACCAUUACCUCAACCACCAACUUAUAAUUCUCAUGAAAAUAAUGUUUUAAAUUUAAUGACUUCACAAUCAACAACUCCAACAAUAAGAAAAAGCUCUAUAAUGAGUUUAUUAAAUAAUGAAGAACCCUCAAGACAACAACAACAAAAGCAACAACAACAACAAAGAGCUAAAACGAAUUUACGAGACUUGCUUAAUUAG
Molecule: messenger RNA, 3246 nt
Organism: Lodderomyces jiufengensis
Lineage: Eukaryota; Fungi; Ascomycota; Pichiomycetes; Serinales; Debaryomycetaceae
Gene: SNT1
Product: Snt1p
Exons: 1
Coding region: 1-3246 (1081 amino acids)
Biological process (GO): regulation of transcription by RNA polymerase II
Cellular component (GO): Set3 complex
Source: RefSeq, a predicted model, not a curated record